AAAUUAAUUUUAAAAAACUUGGAAGAAGUAGUGCGCGGGUUAGCAAAUUGGAGUUAAAUUGAACCGCAGUAAUCAGUUUGGCUAUUGUGCUGUUAACUCUGGUUUUGAAUUUUUUUUAUUGUUUGCCAGUAAAAUUGAUUCGUCAUCCUCGAGAACAAGAAGAAGAGAAGGUUUUUGACGUCUUUUCAGGCUUGAAGGAGAUUACUAUUAUUUUUUAAACCUUUAAUUCGACGAGGUAGUGGGUUCGAAUCUAGGGCCUUAAUUGAGCAAACAAAAUUUGUUUUCUUUUGUUUGGCUGUCGAUCUGAGGGUUAGCGAGGGCAUUUUGAUGUGCCCGCGAUCUGAGGAUUCAGCAAUGAGGGCAUGGACUUACGAGCUGUCCGAGAACUGGGUAUGCAUCGGAAUUUAGUUUCGGCGAUCGGUUAGGUUUUCUGUGAGCUUGGCAGGGUUUUGGGCAAGGGUUUCGAAGGCGGUAGUUAAUUCAUGGGCGGCAAGGGACUGAAUGAACAAUGCUCAACAGGUUAAGCUCUCUUUGCGGUUUUUGGAUCGAAAGGAAUUCUGUUUGGCAAAGAAUUCAGAGUAGAAAUUGUUUAAGGCUAUUGCUAUGGAGGUGGAUUCAGGGAUGGGGCCUGAAUCUGAACAGGAACAGACACAAAACGCACAGGAGAAUGCAGACAGUAGUAAUCAACAGCAGGGGGAAUCAAAUCCGUAUGGCGAAGAGCAGGCAAUGGCCGUUCAGCAGCAGAAUCAGCAGCAGAAUCAUCAGCACCAGGGAUCAGUCAUUAAUGGUGGACCCAGGCCUGCUCCAACUUACAAGGUGGUUAGUGCAAUAAUGGAGAAAGAGGAUGACGGGCCAGGUCCCAGGUGUGGGCACACAUUGACAGCCGUUGCUGCUGUGGGAGAUGAGGGGCAGCCUGGUUAUAUUGGCCCUAGGUUGAUUUUGUUUGGAGGUGCCACUGCUCUGGAGGGAAAUUCUGCUGCAGUCGGACCGCCUUCGUCUGGUGGGAAUGCUGGAAUCAGACUUGCGGGAGCUACUGCUGAAGUGCACUGUUAUGAUGUAUUGACAAAUAAAUGGACAAGGCUUACUCCUGUAGGAGAUCCACCAUCCCCUCGGGCAGCACAUGUUGCAACUGCUGUGGGUACAAUGGUUGUAAUUCAGGGUGGCAUUGGACCUGCUGGUCUGUCAACAGAAGAUCUGCAUGUUCUCGAUUUAACACAACAACGGCCACGUUGGCACAGGGUAGUUGUUCAGGGACCUGGUCCUGGACCUCGAUAUGGUCACGUGAUGGCUCUCGUAGGGCAGAGAUUUCUCUUGGCAAUCGGUGGAAAUGAUGGUAAAAGACCUUUGGCAGAUGUUUGGGCCUUGGAUACAGCAGCUAAACCUUAUGAAUGGCGGAAACUAGAGCCAGAAGGGGAUGGCCCACCUCCAUGCAUGUAUGCAACUGCAAGUGCCCGUUCAGAUGGCUUACUUUUGCUUUGUGGAGGAAGAGAUGCAAGCAGUGUGCCUUUGUCCAGUGCAUAUGGUCUUGCAAAACACAGAGAUGGGCGCUGGGAAUGGGCAAUUGCUCCUGGUGUAUCACCGUCUCCUAGAUAUCAACACGCAGCUGUUUUUGUUAACGCAAGGCUCCAUGUCUCUGGGGGAGCCCUUGGUGGGGGACGCAUGGUAGAAGAUUCUUCUAGUGUUGCAGUUUUGGACACUGCAGCUGGAGUCUGGUGUGACAGCAAAUCUGUUGUUACAAGUCCUCGGACAGGAAGGUAUAGUGCAGAUGCAGCUGGUGGGGAUGCAUCAGUUGAGCUUACAAGGCGUUGUCGUCACGCUGCAGCAGCCGUGGGUGAUCUAAUUUAUAUUUAUGGUGGCUUGCGUGGGGGUGUAUUGCUUGAUGACUUGCUUGUAGCUGAAGAUCUUGCAGCAGCUGAAACAACAUCAGCUGCAUCACAUGCAGCAGCAGUUGCUGCAAUUGGUAAUGUGCAGCAAGGAACAAAUAUACGGAAUUAUCCUUAUGGUGAUGGACGAGCAAGGCACCCGCCUACAGAAACUGUCUCUGAUGGUGCUGUUGUGAUGGGAAGCCCUGUUGCGCCUCCCAUGAAUGGGGACAUGUUCAGAGAUAUCAGUACAGAAAAUGCAAUAAUUCCAGGACAGAGGAGGUUGGGCAAAGGUGUAGAGUCUCUAGUAGAGGCCUCAGCUGCUGAGGCUGAAGCUAUAAGUGCAGCACUGGCUGCUGCUAAAGCUCGGCAGAGUAAUGGAAUAGUAGAUCAAUCUCCUGAUAGAGAUGGAGGCGCAGAGUCAACCUUAAGUGGGAAGAAAUUAACAACACCGAGCAAGACUCAAGAUGCAGUAGUGCCAAACUAUACUCCACCUACUGGAGUUAGGCUUCAUCACAGAGCGGUGGUUGUUGCUGCAGAGACUGGUGGAGCCUUAGGUGGAAUGGUAAGAUCACUUUCCAUAGAUCAGUUUGAAAAUGAAGGUCGCCGAGUGAGCUAUGGAACACCUGAGAGUGCCAAUGCAGCGAGAAAGUUGUUGGACAGGCAAAUGUCAAUUAAUAGUGUGUCUAAAAAGGUCUUAGCAUAUUUGUUAAAGCCUCGGGGCUGGAAGCCUCCAGUACGCAGACAAUUCUUCUUAGAUUGCAAUGAAAUUGCUGAACUUUGUGAUACUUCAGAACGAAUUUUUUCUCGUGAACCAAGUGUUUUGCAAAUCAAGGCUCCUGUGAAAAUAUUUGGGGAUUUACAUGGUCAGUUUGAGGAUCUAAUGCGUUUAUUUGAUGAGUAUGGAGCUCCAUCAACUGCAGGUGACAUAACGUAUAUUGACUAUCUCUUUCUGGGAGAUUAUGUUGAUAGAGGGCAACAUAGUCUAGAAACAAUAUCACUGCUACUGGCCCUCAAGGUUGAGUAUCCACACAAUGUUCAUUUAAUCCGGGGUAACCAUGAAGCUGCAGAUAUUAAUGCUCUUUUUGGGUUCCGAAUUGAGUGCAUUGAACGCAUGGGAGAGAGGGAUGGAAUAUGGGCAUGGCAUCGCAUCAAUCAACUAUUUAAUUGGUUGCCUUUGGCAGCACUUAUUGAGAAAAAAAUUAUAUGCAUGCAUGGUGGAAUUGGCAGGUCAAUUAACCAUAUAGAGCAGAUUGAAAAUUUGCAACGCCCAAUAACUAUGGAAGCAGGAUCUGUGGUUCUGAUGGAUUUGUUAUGGUCAGAUCCAACUGAGAAUGACAGUGUUGAAGGUUUGCGGCCAAAUGCUCGAGGACCUGGUCUGGUUACUUUUGGGCCAGAUAGAGUGAUGGAAUUUUGCAAUAAUAACGAUCUACAGCUAAUUGUACGAGCACAUGAAUGUGUCAUGGAUGGUUUUGAGCGCUUUGCUCAAGGCCAUUUAAUCACCCUUUUCUCGGCAACGAAUUACUGCGGUACUGCAAACAAUGCUGGCGCAAUCUUAGUCCUUGGCAGAGAUCUUGUUGUAGUUCCGAAACUGAUCCAUCCACUUCCUCCAGCAAUUACAUCACCUGAAACAUCACCUGAACGCCAUGCAGAGGACACAUGGAUGCAGGAGCUGAAUGUUCAGAGGCCUCCGACACCUACAAGAGGGCGUCCUCAGACCGCAAAUGAUCGUGGUUCCCUUGCCUGGAUUUGAAACUGUGUUUUUGUUUCCCUUUCACAAGAUGUACAGCCUGGAGUCUCUGCUGCUUGGUGGUAGCUCUACCUAGGAUCUGUAAAAUAUAUAGCAGUUUUUACUGCAUAAAGGUCAGACGUUUCCUUUGGGCUUUGCUUUCAUCCAUCACACAACUGUGUAUCUGACUCUGACAGCUUACUCUCCAAGAUAUUACUGUAGAAAAGUCUUUGAUGAUGGGAAUGAUACUAUUUUUCAUUACGAGUCAUGGCUGAAUGAGGACCUUAAUAAUGGAUGAGGCUGCUGUAUAAAUCUAAGCGAUGACGACAGCUGCAAUUGGUGGUCUUGCGCACAUCUCUGAGAUUUUAGUAAUGGGUACAGCUUCAAGAGUCAUCGAUAUGGUUUAAAGCAUCUGGAAGUUGGCACAGAGUUUGUAUUGAAGAGAAUCAGGAAAGCUGACUUCUAACAUCCCCUAAGAAGAAAGGAGUAUAAAUUGAGUCCUCAGUGAGAUGGUAGCCAUUGUUUUUCAAGUCUAAUGUGUAUUUGAGCCAAGGGUAGGUAGUUAAUAGGCAUAAUCAUAUCUUUACUGAGGUAGAUGUGAGUAUUAUAUAUUAUUUCCUGGGUUGACAGGCACCGCCUGUACCCAAUUCAAAUGUUAGCAUGAGUCAAAAUAUCCAGGAUUGUUGAUUUCCAUUAUUCCUUGUCAAUUAAUGACUAUAGAUUCGUUGAAGCAGUUUACAUCUGCCAUCACUUACGCAAUAUGGUGUCUUGAGCCAAGGGUAGUAAAGUCUGCUAUUUGCUGUAGGCAGACUGAGUACCAUAUAAAAUCUAUAAAUUGGGUGUAUUCUGGCUCCUUCUUAUGUUGUAACACCAUGUAACAUAAGUGUGCAGUAAGUGCAUGUGCAUUUUUUAUAGCUUUUUGUUGUUGUACAACAGAGAUUUUUUGUGUGUGAAGAACAUUAUUCAGGGUUUCCAACUACUAUCUGCCUUUUUUAGCAGCCAAAAAGGCUGCCACAUUUUGAAAAAUAAAUAUGAUUGGUUUAUAUA
Messenger RNA from Cryptomeria japonica (Japanese cedar), 4638 nucleotides. RefSeq names its product serine/threonine-protein phosphatase BSL3. The record is from RefSeq and is a predicted model, not a curated record. Gene Ontology annotation, biological process: brassinosteroid mediated signaling pathway. NCBI's taxonomy places the organism in Eukaryota, Viridiplantae, Streptophyta, Pinopsida, Cupressales, Cupressaceae. Bases 604 to 3615 code for a protein of 1003 amino acids. The transcript has 21 exons. Gene Ontology annotation, molecular function: protein binding; phosphoprotein phosphatase activity.